UAGUUUGAGAUGUGUUUUGGUUGUGUUAAUGUGUGAUAAUUGAAGUGAUUGUCUAUAUCUUAGAGUUAAUCAACUGAGGGAUCAGUUAUGGGUACUCGAGUAUACGUGGGACGGAUCAGCUAUGAUGUCCGGGAAAGGGAUAUCGAGAAGUUCUUCAAAGGAUACGGAAGGAUACGCGAGAUCCUGAUGAAGGAUGGGUUCGCUUUUGUCGAGUUUGACGACCACAGGGACGCCGACGACGCAGUCUAUGAGCUGAACGGCAAAGAGCUAUUGGGCGAGAGGAUAGGGUCUUCGAGCGGAGACACACAACCUCUUAUACCACACCUACUGUUGUACUGGAAUCAGUUGAGCGCUGUAUUGGAUGUCUGUGUCUAUGCCUCCCAUAGAGUCUCAGUGGAGUUAGCCCGGCGUUCAACCAAAAGACCAUUCUUUAGCCGCUCCUCCUUUAGCUCCUCUUCCGGCUCUCGCGGUGGCCGAGAGAGACGUCCGCGUAAUAGUUGGAUUGACAAUUCGCUAGAGGCCCGUCACGCGGUCGCGCCCGCUUCAGACCAUAUGGCGGUGGCGGCGGGGGAUCGUCACGUGGAGGAGGAGGCGGAGGGUAUUAUAGUAGCAGUCGUGGUGACAGACCUUCUGGCGGACUUACUUACGCUGAAAAGUAAGACAUUUAAACCGUUGUCCACCGCAAUGACCCCCGCAUUCACGUUCGCACCGACGCCCGCCCACAUGUUCGCCGCGCCGACCACCAGUUGUCACCGGCACUGA
This is a messenger RNA of Oppiella nova, 762 nucleotides long. Lineage: Eukaryota; Metazoa; Arthropoda; Arachnida; Sarcoptiformes; Oppiidae. The record is from the annotation of a GenBank genome assembly.